GAUCCCCCGGGACUGCCGCCCGGGGAAGUCCCGGUGCGUGCGGGUACAAGAGGCAGCUCCAGGGCCCCAAGCCGGCAGUCCCCAGCGAUGUCGCGCGGCCUCCAGCUCCUGCUCCUGAGCUGCGCCUGCAGCCUGGUGCCCGCGGCGCGGGAGGUGACGGUGGCCUGUUCGGAGGAUGUGGACUUGCCCUGCCCUGCCCCCUGGGACCCGCAGGUCCCCUACGCGGUCUUCUGGGCCAAGCUCACAAAUGGAAGUGCAGAGAGGAUGGAGGUGCCCCAGGAGGACCUGCAGUACUAUCAGCAGAGGGCCUCUUCAGAGGCCCCCAGGGAAAGGCUGUAUUCCCUGAGGAUCCAAAACACUACUAGCUGCAACUCGGGGACCUACAGGUGCACUCUGGUGGAUCCAGAAGGGCAGAGAAACCUAAGUGGUACCACGAUCUUGAAAGUGACAGGAUGCUCUAAGGGACGCAAAGAAGAGACUUUUAAGAAAUACAGAGCUGAGGUUGUCCUGCUGUUGGCUCUGGUCAUUUUCUACGUGACACUCAUCAUUUUCACUUGCAAGUUUGCACGACAGCAGAGUAUUUUUCCAGACUUUCUUAAACCUGCCAUGGAACAUACUUUUCUCCCAGUUAUCCCCCCAGAUAAGCAUUUGACUCUUCACAAAACAGAACUGGUGUGAGCAGGAUUUCUGCAGAUUGUUUUUCCAAGGUUGAAGGCUCCGUGGUGUGUGUCCACGUCACACCGGACAGGAGAAGCCUGAGCCCCACGCUGAAG
Kogia breviceps (pygmy sperm whale) is the source of this 773-nucleotide messenger RNA. It is a transcript of the gene CD83, whose product is annotated as CD83 molecule. NCBI's taxonomy places the organism in Eukaryota, Metazoa, Chordata, Mammalia, Artiodactyla, Physeteridae. The record is from RefSeq and is a predicted model, not a curated record.